This is a messenger RNA of Onychostoma macrolepis, 3283 nucleotides long. RefSeq names its product staufen double-stranded RNA binding protein 1 (gene stau1). The transcript is spliced from 15 exons. Lineage: Eukaryota; Metazoa; Chordata; Actinopteri; Cypriniformes; Cyprinidae. The record is from RefSeq and is a predicted model, not a curated record. The coding region runs from base 352 to 2460 and encodes 702 amino acids.
UCAUUUCCUGGCAGGGGCGGAAAAUAUCGGGCUAUUCUCUUUAGUGUUUGCCCUGUCUACACUCACCCUCUCUACCUCUUCCCCGUAUUUUCAUACUAAACCUGUCCAGAACCCCUUAAAACAGGACGAAACCGAACAGACACUAUACUUUAACAUCGUAACUCAUGGAGUAAAUCACAACUGGAGAGAAAUAAACCGAGGUAAAGCUUUGCAGUCGUCCUUCAUUCUACAAACCCUCACUGUGCUGCUCUCUCUUUCAUACAACCCUUCUUCGCGAAGUUCUCUUCCUACCUGACUGCAAAGUCUAUACCUGGUCAUUCAAACAACCCACCUCCCUACCAGCCAAUCAGAAUGUCACAGCUUCAGUUCCAGGUGCCUGGCAACCCUGCACCCAGUGCCGCCCCUUUACAGCUGGCCCCACCCCAACCCGGAUUCAGCAUUCCCUGCGCCGCUGCUCCUUUACCCUCAGAGAGUGCCAGUCACCCGCUCCGAAACUCCGCCCUGCCUUCCGCCUCUGCCACACCCUUCUGCAACCCCACAGUAUCUAACAUGGCAAACCCUAAAGAGAAGACCCCUAUGUGUUUGGUAAAUGAGUUAGCCCGUUACAAUAAGAUCCAACCUGAAUACAAGCUACUCAGUGAACAAGGACCAGCCCACUCCAAGAUAUUCUCAGUGCGGUUAACUCUGGGGGAUCAGCACUGGGAUGCAGAGGGGACCAGUAUCAAAAAAGCCCAGCACUCAGCAGCAACAUGUGCUCUCGCCCAAACCACUCUCCCCAAACCCAGUCACAGAAGCCCCCGCCACCCAGGCAAGAACCCAGGUGGGAUCUACAAGGGCUCAGAGUAUAAUGUAACCCACACUGUGGAGCUUAAUGCACUUUGUAUGAAGUUGGGCAAGAAGCCCAUCUACAAACCUAUAGAUGCCUACCAGGGGAUGAGACCAGCAUUCAACUACAACAUCAGAGCACCAGGCCCUUAUGCACGCUCCAUGCAGCAUUAUUACUACCCAUUUCCUCCUGUGGGGCCAGUACUGUAUCAUAUGGAGCUGUCUAUCGGUGGACAACAGUUCCAUGGCAAGGGCCGCACGCGUCAAGCAGCCAAACAUGACGCUGCGGCUAAAGCUAUCAAAUAUCUGCAGAAAGAGCCAAUAAUGCAGCAACUAGCUGAGAUGAACGAAGAGCCAGUUCAAGAAAACCUUAACAAAUCAGAGAUCAGCCAAGUGUUUGAGAUUGCACUGAAGCGCAACAUGCCUGUGAAUUUCGAGGUGCUAAAAGAGACUGGGCCUCCCCACAUGAAGAGUUUUGUGGUGAGGGUAACUGUGGGCGAGUUUUCAGGGGAGGGUGAAGGCAAAAGCAAGAAGAUCGCCAAGAAACUAGCUGCCAUCGCUGUCCUGGAGGAGCUCCGCAAACUGCCUCAACUACCUGUCACCGACAAGAUACCACUACGUAUUAAAAAGAAAAGCAAGUCUAUUAUUAAGCUGCAGACCAGCCCUGAGUACGGUCAGGGCAUGAACCCCAUCAGCAGACUGGCUCAGAUCCAGCAGGCUAAGAAAGAAAAAGAGCCUGAGUACACUUUAGUGACGGAGAGAGGACUGCCUCGACGCAGGGAGUUUGUUAUGCAGGUGUCAGUUGCAGGUCAGAAUGCAGAGGGAAUGGGACCUAGUAAAAAAGUGGCCAAGCGAAAUGCAGCCGAGAAGAUGCUGGAGCUUCUGGGCUUCAAAGUGCCUCAGCCACAACCACCCAAACCGGCACUGAAAACGGACGAGAAGGCACCUGCUAAGAAACCUGGAGAUGGACGUAAAGUGACCUUCUUUGAGCCGGGCUCUGUGGAGAAGGCUGGUCUUGCAAUCAAUAAGGAGGAGGAUUUCCGAGUUCCCUUCCUCAGCCAUCAGCAGCUUCCUGCUGGCAUUUUACCCAUGGUGCCUGAGGUGGCACAGGCAGUGGGUGCCAACCAGGGACUCCAUGCCAAAGACUACGGUCGCACAGCUGCCCCCAACCCAGCCAUGGCCACAGUAACGGCCAUAAUAGCCAAUGAGCUGCUGUACGCUGGGACUUCCCCGACCGCAGAGGGUAUACUGAAGACCAACAACAGCUUGGCACAGAGACCCCACGGACCCCUCACCAGACCGUCCGAACAGCUCGGCUACCUUGCUAUUAUACAGGGCUUACAGGUUGAAUACAAAGACUUUCCCAAAAAUAACAAGAAUGAGUUUGUCUCUCUAAUCAACUGCUCCUCUCAGCCCCCUCUCAUCAGCCACGGCAUCGGCAAGGACGUGGAGUCCUGCCAUGACAUGGCUGCUCUGAACAUCCUGAAGCUCCUGUCAGAACUUGACCAGCAGUCCAAUGAGCGCACAGCUAAUGGACCAAUGACAGGAUGCAACAAACAAGACCUUGAGGGUGAUGCAUUAUUAAAACCGGCUAACUCAAGCACCAUCGGAAAGACUCUGGACGGCACAGUGUAGAAUUGACUAUUUGAUUGGUCGUUUUAUUUGCGAAACACUAGAGAAAAGUCAGAAGCAGAGUUUUGAUUGGCUGCUCAAAAAGGCCUUUUGAGAUUCUUAAUAGACCAUAGAUUUAAAAAAGUUAAAGUAUUCAAAACACCGUUAAACAAGGUCAAGAGAUGUUGAUGUUGUUAAAUCGUUCACAUGCAGUGAUACAUUUUUAAACGCUAAGGCUUUGGAAAAGUCGCCUCAUCAUAUCCAGUGAAGUGGUGGUUUUGUUUUUGUUGUUAAAUUGUAAAACGAUUAUAGUGAAGUUUGACUUGAGUAGAUCGGCUUUUCUUCGUUGCUCCAAGGACGUCAUGUUUUCAGUGUCAUGAUUUUUUUGUUCUCGCUUUUAUUUUUCGUUAUUUUUAACGUAUUAUAGGAACCCAGCGAGUUGGGUUGUUGUGUUAGCGCUGUUGUGAAGUGCAGUAUAAAACCCCAUUGAAGGAUAUGAUGAAGCUCUCAAACAUGUCUCUGCUGUGGUGGUUUUUCUCCAGUGCUUUUUGAGUUACAAUGACGACCAUAACACUCACACAAAAAAAAAAAAUAUUUCAUCUACAUUUUCAUGUAGGUCUGGGAAAAUGUUGUGACUUCAGUGUAGAGUGUGUGUGGUGGUGUUUUUUGUUGUGUGUAUGGAAGCGAGUGAGUGAAUGUUUGUUUCAAGCACGAUAAUCUUCAGUCAUGUCAGUUAAACUGAUGAAUUCUACUAUCAGUGUUGACCCUGCCCAUCUCUCUACCAGUUGCAUCCUGUUUUCCUCAUGGAAUAAGAGUAAAAAUGAUGUGCCUCUUGCACAAAUAAAAA